Adineta steineri is the source of this 819-nucleotide messenger RNA. The record is from the annotation of a GenBank genome assembly. NCBI's taxonomy places the organism in Eukaryota, Metazoa, Rotifera, Eurotatoria, Adinetida, Adinetidae.
AUGCUUCGAUUACGUUUUCGCGCAUCAUGGUUACCAGUUGAACAUAAUCAAUUUUGGACAAUUAUUGAUUUUACAACAACAAAUAUAAUAACAAUAAAUGAUUUAUUAGAAUAUUUCAUUGAACAACAAAAACUUUUUGCUAAUUAUUAUGAAUUUCAUUUAUCAAAACGAUCAACAAAAUUAAAAUAUCUUAAAGCAUUUGUUAAUGAUUAUGUUUUACCUCCACAUGCUCAAGUAAAUCAAAUUUUACGUGAUAAUGAUGAAAUUGACUUUCGUUUAGAAAUCGAUGCACAAACUGAUUGGCUUAGUGUUAAAUCACCUCCAACAUCGAAAAGAAAACAAUCUGUUGAACGUCUAGAAAUCGAUUCACAAACUGAAUGGCAUAGUAUUAAAUCACCUCCAAUAUCGAAAAGAAAACAAUCUGUUGAACGUCUAGAAAUCGAUUCACAAACUGAAUGGCAUAGUAUUAAAUCACCUCCAAUAUCGAAAAGAAAACAAUCUGUUGAACGCCUAGAAAUCGAUGCACAAACUGAAUGGCAUAGUAUUAAAUCACCUCCAAUAUCGAAAAGAAAACUAUCUAUUGAACGUGAAAUACCUCGUGCUCCUUCUCCUCCCCCUCAUUCAUCAAAUAGUAUUGAUGAUAUUCUUCGAACAAUUGCUCAACCAUCACCAUCAUCAACAAAUUCACCUGAAACAGAUUCAUUUUCAUUUCAAUUUGGUAAUAAACGUGGUCGUCCUAUUCCACCACGACCACAAGUUAUAUCAGCUGUUAAAAUAAAUUCAUUAGUUCCACGACAAGUUAUGAAAAAUCGAAAAUAA